Guillardia theta CCMP2712 is the source of this 606-nucleotide messenger RNA. RefSeq lists its product as hypothetical. Lineage: Eukaryota; Cryptophyceae; Pyrenomonadales; Geminigeraceae. The transcript has a single exon. The record is from RefSeq and is a predicted model, not a curated record. The annotation marks the transcript as partial.
GUGCACUUCAAAAAAUGCAUUCACCCUGAAGGAUGCUCACGCAGUGCAAGCUUUGGUUAUUCCACUUCAUACAAAAGGUUGUUCUGCUCAUUGCACCGGUCGAACCACCACCAUGACAAGAAACACGUUGUUUGCCAACAUGCUGCUUGUCAGCGACAAGGAACGUAUUGGGAUGGUCGAAACGAAAGCAGCUCUAGGUACUGUAGGGCGCAUAAAAGAUCAGACGAUGUGAGAAUCUCGUCUUCCAAAUGCGCUUUUCCGGAUUGCUCGGAGAAAGCGACGCAUGGCUUCAGCAACUUCACGUCGAGGUUCACCUCUCCCAUGUGGUGCAAGAACCACUCGGACGAGAGCCAACACGUGGACCUCAGGCGGAGGGUUUGCCAGGCCGAGGAGUGUGAGAGGACAGCGACGCACGGCGACCCUGUGCAGCGCAGGAUGAUUCAUUGCUCCAUGCACAAGACAGCAAAGGAUGUAGACUUGAGGCACAAGAAAUGUCAGUAUCUUGAAGGAAACUGCUACCGGCAGCCCAGCUACGGAGACCCAGAGGAGAAGAUUGCUCGCUUCUGCUCAAGACAUCGAAGCCCGUGGCAUGUCGAUGUGCGAAAU